This is a messenger RNA of Protopterus annectens (West African lungfish), 4250 nucleotides long. RefSeq names its product chromogranin B (gene CHGB). Lineage: Eukaryota; Metazoa; Chordata; Ceratodontiformes; Protopteridae. Gene Ontology annotation, cellular component: secretory granule. The record is from RefSeq and is a predicted model, not a curated record. The transcript is spliced from 5 exons. Bases 124 to 3924 code for a protein of 1266 amino acids.
ACUGGGGCGCUAGUGCUGGGCAAGCAGGACCUGGAAGGAGGCGGACAGACGCUCUUCGGCUGGAGAAACCCGUAAACCAGCCAUCGUCCGAAUAGGAAAGAGACAUAAUUGUGGAUUGUCCGAAUGGGGCUCUUACCGGCUUUAGCCGUCCUGUUUUUCGUGAUGCUGCCAGCUGGCAGUCCUGUACCAGUGGGAAGAGAUGAAUACAAAGAGGAAGUGGUGACUCGAUGUAUAGUGGAUGUUCUUUCUAAUGUACUGUCAAAGCCAAAUGCACCUGCAAUUAAGCCUGAGUGCAGAGAAAUUCUCAGGAGGAGUGGAAACCAUGACAUGCCAAAGAGUGAUCAUGGAGGUGUAACAAAAUACGAAGAUGUUCUUUUGGGGGAACCCAAAGGCGAAAAGAGACAAUGGUAUUUACUUAAUCAGCAAGAUGGAAAUGAUGAAAGCCACCAUGAAGAGGAGGUAAAAAGAGAGCACAUUGGAGAAGCAGAACAUGAUCGAAAUCAUGAAGAAAGUAGGGACCCCAGCACUGAGGAAGAAAAACUUCAUAUUAGUAGUAAUAAGGAACAUUCUUCUGAAACAGACAAGUAUCAUAAGGAGGAGAAAAAGAGCAACGAGGGUGAUGAAAAACGAGAACAAAAUGACCUUGAUAAGAAGGAAAGCAUGGAAGUCCUAGAGGGAAGAAAGCACUACUUUACAGACAUGGGGUAUGGAAAUUAUGAACCUGGCAGUAAAAAGGCACAUUAUAAACAAGGAGGCAUGAAGGAACGUUCUGAAGAAGAUGAUGACGACACACAAUUUGGGUAUCAGUUACACAAUGAAGAUGAGAGGAACUUCUUUGACAGUGACAGCAGGGAUAUGACUAAUGGCUGGAAGGGGAAUAGUUAUAAACAUAAAGACUCAGAAGAAAGUAAUGAAGAUACUAGAGAAAAACGGCGCUAUGGAGCAAAGAGUCAUCACUGGAAAUACAGACGGAAUGAGCCUUCAGAAGAGAAGAGAAAUCAAUAUGGACACUCAUAUCAUAUAUCAGAACAAUCCAGUGAAGAAGAAAACUCACACAGAAUAGAUAGGAAAAGUAAUCAAGAACAGACUGAAAAUACCAAAUACUAUGAAAGACCAAGAAAAUAUCAUGACUUUCACAGAUCUGAAGGAUCAGAAGAGACUGGGCAUUACAGUGACGGGAAAGAAAAUGGAUACCCUUAUGAAGCAAAAAAGUACUAUAGUGAAGAAGAAGAUGAUGAAGAGGAAAACAUGGGACACCACAGUGAAAUAAAAAGACAUCAAAGUGCUGAAAUGGAAGAGAAGGAGGGGAUGGAGGAAGAAAAUAGACAUCACAAUGAAGUAAAAAGACAUCACAUUGAAAUACAUGAAGCUGAACAGAAAGGGCAUCAUGCUGAAGACGAAAGGCCACACAGUGAUGAACAAGAUAAUGAGGAGAGGAGACAAAAGCUAUACGUCAAAAGUAGCGAGGAUGAAGAAAACAGACAUCACAGUGAAGAAAAGAAACAUAAUAGAGAAGAAACUGAGGAAGAAGAAAAGAUACAUCUUACUGAAGACAAAAGACACCAUGACAUAGAAAACAGGCACCAUGAUGAAAAUGGUAAAGAAGAAGAAAAUGAGUAUUAUAGCCCAACAAAGAGACACUAUGGUGAAGAGAGUGAGGAAGAAGAAGAAGAAGAAAAACAUCACAAUGAAGACAGACGGCAUUAUAAUGAAGAUGAAAAACACCGUAGUGAAGAAAAAAGGCACAGUAGGGAAAGAAGUGAGGAAGAGGAAAAGAAGUAUCCUGAUGAAGAAAAGAAAUACCUGAGUGAGGAUAAUGAAGAGCUAGAAAGUAAUGAUCACAGUGAAGAGAGAGAAGAAGAAGAAGAAAAGAAACACAGCCAUGAAGAAAAGAGGUACACAAGUGAAGAGAGUAAGUAUGGUACUGAAGAUGCUGUGGAGAAAGAAAACACAUACCAUCAUGACAACAAAAGACAUUACAAUGAUAAAGACACAUACCAUAAUAAAAACAGAUACCUCAGUACAGUAAACAAGGGAGACCAAAACAAAGGAAAUGCACACCGUCAUGAAGACAAGAGACAUCAUUCUGAAGAAAGUGAAGAGGAUUUCAAAAGACAUAACUCUGAAAAAACACUGCAUAGUACAGAGGAGGAAGAAAGCAUGCAUCACAGUGGAGAAAAAAGACAGCAUGGUGAAGACAGCAGACAUAGUGAAGAAAGUGAAGAGGAAGAAGAGCAUCACCAUAAUGAAGAAAAGAGGCAUCGCAAUGGGUAUAAGAGGCACCAUAGUGAAAAAAGUGAGGAGGAUGUGGAGGAGGAAAAGAGACACCUUAGUGAAGAAUUGAGAUGGCAUAAUGAAGACAAGCGGCACCAUAGUGAAGAAAGCCAUGAGAAAGAACAUCAACAUGAUAAGUUAAAGAAGAACCACCAUAGUGAGGAAAGUGAAGAGGAAAACAAUAUAUAUCAUAGUGUAGACAAGAGACACCAUGGGAAGGAUAAAAUAUACUAUCAUGAAGAAAAGAGACGUCAUAGUGAAGACAUGGAUGAGGAAAGAAGACACCACAAUGAAGACAGUGAGGAGGAAGAAGAAAAAAGGCAUAAUAAUGAAGAGAAGAAACAUCAUCAUAAAGAAAAGAGACACAGUAGUGAAGAUAGUGAGGAAGAAGAAGAAGAAAUGAGGCACCACAGUGAAGAAAGUGAGGAGGAAGUAAAAAGACAUCAUAAUGUGGAAAAGAAACAUCAUCAUAAAGAAAAGAGCCACAGCAAUGAAGAGAGUGAGGAAGAAGAAAGGAGACACCACAGUGAAGAAAAAAGACACUAUGGUGAAGAUGUAGAGGGUGAGGAGGAAGAAAGGAGGCACCACAAUGGAGUAAAAUAUCAUCCCAGUGAAGAGUCUGAAGAAGUAGAAAAAAGACAUCAUAGUGAAAGCCGACAUCUUAGUGAAAAUAAUGAGGAAAGACAGAAAAGGUAUAGUAAAGCAGAGAUGCUUGAAAAUGAAGAGCCAAAUGAUAGAAAGAGCAGGCCAUAUACUGAAAUAAAAAAGCAUUCCAAUCAGGAAAGUAAGGAGGAAGUCGAACAGAAAAGUAAGCACUAUACUAUUGGAGAAAGCCAUUACAAAAGUGAGGAAAAAAGGCACCAUAACAAAGGUGACAGAAUAAAGGGAUACAGUGAGGAAAGUGACGAGGAAAGGAAGAAAAUUACCAGCCGAGAGAAAAACAGUGAAGAAAAUGAGAGUAAGGAAGAAAAACAAUAUAAUGAUGAGGAGAAAAGACACCCACAUUACAAUCAGCAAAAAGAAGAGGACAGAUGGCACAAAGAUGAAGAAAAGAGACAUCGUAGUGAAGAAAGUGAAGAAAAACAGCAUUACCAUGGGUACAAAAGAUACACUAGUGAAGAAGACAAUGCUCCGGUUGAUGAAGAUGAAAGAAAUGUAGCUAGUCAGUACAAUCCAUACUACAAACAUCUAUGGUGGAAAAGGCACCCAUAUGAUAAAAAAGAAAGUAGUAUGCAAGCAGAAAAUCCAGAAAAUGAAGAUGUCAACAGGUACAUAAGAGAAAAUAAUUUUCUGCCAGAAUAUGUAGAGUACGACUGGUGGGACAAAAGACAUAGUACGGAUGACGUGAACUAUCGAUACGGAGAGAAAAGAAAUCAUCUAACUAGCCAUGCUCUUCCAAAAAAAAGACAAUAUGGAAGGAUGGAUGAGCUGGCUCAGUUAUUAAACUAUAAGAAGAAAGCAGCAGAAUUCCCAUACCUGUAUGACACUAAUGAAGAAGGGAGAAAAUGGUACGAGACAGAUGGUGAAAAGAGAAAUACUGAACGGAGGCCACUGACAAAAGAGGAGGAGAAAGAACUCGAAAACCUGGCAACCAUGGACCUGGAACUGCAGAAAAUAGCAGAAAAGCUAAAUGAAAGCAGAAGAGGAUAAUAUAUUCACUGAAAAUGUUAUGUAUGCCAGAGCAACUUUGUUCAUUUAAAUAAACUAUGUAGAAUAUCACUUCAGAGUGUUAGCAGCACAAAAAUACAUUUUAUCAAUCACUAAAUAUUAUAUUGUACAAGGUCAAACUAUUUUUAAUGCACUGUUAUACAAUGGUAAUUUGAAAGGCAUGGAUUUUAGUAUAUUUAAAACCAAACUUUUUAUUAUAGAAAUGUGUCAAAUGCAACCAGAUGUUUACGUGGCUCUUCUCCUGGUCUUGCUCAGUAUUUAUGUCAAAGAGUUUGCAGUUUAAUAAAAUUCAUCAUUCUUGGACAAGA